Molecule: messenger RNA, 1369 nt
Organism: Ceraceosorus guamensis
Lineage: Eukaryota; Fungi; Basidiomycota; Exobasidiomycetes; Ceraceosorales; Ceraceosoraceae
Product: translation initiation factor eIF3 subunit
Exons: 5
Coding region: 173-982 (269 amino acids)
Cellular component (GO): eukaryotic translation initiation factor 3 complex; cytoplasm
Molecular function (GO): translation initiation factor activity
Source: RefSeq, a predicted model, not a curated record
UAUCGACCGUCCUUGCACCUUUCUCACCUGACCCAAUCACCUUCCUGCUUCGAAGCAUUGCUGUCAAGAUCGUGUUCAUCACCGAACGUAGCUAGCGCUGAAACGCACCAGACAAAUCACGUGGCUACGACACGCGCGCUCUCCCUCCUAGCAUCACAGACACUCGACCAACAUGUCGGAUUGGGACGCAUCAUCCGAUGAUGGGGCAGCUUCAAAGCCCAGCGUCAAACCCGCCGCUGCGCCGGUGGCCAGGAGAGGCAAGUUCGACGAUGAAGAUGUAGAGGAAGAGGUCAAGGAUGACUGGGAAGAGGAAGACGAGAAACCCGUGCCGGCGCCUUAUGUGCCUGCACCCAAGAAGAAGGGAAACUUCAAAAGCAAGAUUGCAGAAAAGGAAGCCGAGGAGAGGAGAAGGGCCGAGUUGGGAAUCGGCUCUGAUGAGGAGCUGGAAGAGGAGGAGGAAGAGGAUCCCGCAGCAAAGCGAAAGGCGGAGAGAGAUGCGCAGCUCAAGGCGGACGUCGAUAAUGCGGCCAAUUUGCUAGGCGUGACAAAGGUCUCCGGUGCCACCUCUUCGGGUGCCGACGCUAGCGGACUGGGCUCGCUCAAGAGCGCCAAGCCAAAUACGAAGGAGGAGUGGGAGAAGCACGCUUUGGACAUCUUCAGCCAGCUCGUCAAGCCUUUGAGCUCUAGACCGGGCUACGACAAGCACUUUGUGCCCGCCCUUUGCAACGCUCUGGGUGGUCCUGACGCUGGUCUGAGGGAUGUGGACAUGAGAAAGCUGGGCAACAGAUGGAGAGAGCUGGCAGAGGAGAAGGUGAGGUGGGACAAGGAGAGCAAAAAGUUGGGAGGAAGGAAGCCGGCUGCUGCUACUGCUGCCAAGGCCAAGCCAAAGACUGUGGGCACAUCCAGCGCAAAGAAUGUCAUCGAUACGAGAGCAUACGGCGACGAGGCGCUGGAUGAUGGAGACGACUUGGACUUUAUGUGAUCGCUUGGGCGCGCCAAGGACGUCAUAGAGCCGAAAGGGGGGCAGUACAGCGGGACGCGAAGGGAUGGGUCACCCUAGAGGCUUAGGCACGGGCGUUCACGGGGCCGAGACUUCACCUCAGCUGGAGUUUGCCAAUGUCUCGUUCUAUCGCAAGCUGAUUCCUGCCGCAUGUAUGCUAGCAAAAGGUUGAGGCGGCGGUGCCAAUAGUCACUCUUGCAGCUCGACGCUGCGAUCAGCAUCAAAAUCGGCAGCUCGUCACUCUUGCGACUUGUGAUUUGCCAAUCAUGCUCGCUAGACGUCGAGUCGAACGCGUCCCUAUGGUGGCUACUUGAUCUUCGAUCAUUGGGCUUUCGGUGUUGGUCUACUGCGUGAAGCGAGAACAAGUCG